Molecule: messenger RNA, 861 nt
Organism: Gongylonema pulchrum
Lineage: Eukaryota; Metazoa; Nematoda; Chromadorea; Rhabditida; Gongylonematidae
Source: the annotation of a GenBank genome assembly
AUGGUCACGUUGUGCCCGACCGCUUCAACACCGUUCAUCUCAGCAGUAUCGCUGCAGCCGAUGCAAUGCACGCCGAAUGUGGAUGGUGCAUGUCCCGGGAAUUUCUUUUGUUGGUUCUCCACACGCACUGCAACCGUUAAUACAUACUAUUGCUGCCGUUCUCCAGACACGGCCAAUGUUGGGUUUUGCCCUCCAGAGCUUGUGCCUGUGUCUGGUGACGAUGGUGUCCAGUAUCGAUACUGUAGCCCGUUGGCUGCGCUGAACGACACAUCAAGGGAUGUCUGUCCACCGCAGCCGCCCAAUUUGAUUCCUGUGGACGUUGAUGGAAAUUAUCGCCAGUGCUAUCCGCACGCUCGGUCAGGAAACCCGCAUUUUUGUCCUAACGGCUCUGCUUGCCUCUACACCGGCACAGCAAAUGGUUUUAUCUGCUGCAAGGCUGCCGCCCACAAGAAAUUUCAGAGUUUGCGCCGUUUCCCACCGAAGCGCAUCUGGCCAAUGGCUAUUAUCGAUCCAAGUCCGGCUGUUGUUACAAGCAGCAGCAGUAGUAUCACCCGAAAUCAGACAGGAUGCUCCGGCCGACCAGGUUUCAUACCAGUGAUGAGACAAGGUUCACCGAUUCCGUGUGUUGGUAUAAUGAGCAAUAUGAACUGCGGACAGUUUGGCAUUGAAGCGAGUUUAGUGCGUGUAAGUCGUCUCCUUAGAGGCCGUUCAUUUACUUUUUCGCGGAUACCAUUCACAGUUAUGCAGGCGAUAAACGCAGAAAAGGAUCCCUUACCGUAUCCCUCAUUUCGCGCUAAACGGGCACUCUGUGAGCGCUGCAGUGGUGGAAUGUUGGACAUUUGUGAGGCAAUUUUUGACUAA